AAAGUCCUCCCAGUAGUAGGACUUCUCAGACGUCACGCCAAGCUACGCUCAUUGGAUAACUCGGAGAUGGAGAAGACUAAUACCAUCGGUCCCUUCACUUGAUUCUUUCCUUUACCAAUUGCUCUCCUCGAUGUCGUUCACUUCAACGACGACGUCGUUGCCCAGAAUAGCUGGGCUUUGCUUGAAACUCGGUGAGUCUCCGGUGAGAAAGAAGAAUAGGUUCUGCUCCCACGGAGGAGUACGGGUCCCCACACGGGGCGUUAGGGCCUCUUCGGAGCGGAGUGGCGAGCGGAUUGAUGGGAGAAUAGAGGGAGGGGGGGAUGGGCCAGCAGGAAGGCUCACGAGCCCGGCCAUGGAGGUGACCACAUUUGAUAUGAGCUUCGGCGAGGCCGAGAUCCCCGUUUGGGAGAAGAUUGGCGCCGUCGUCAGGCUCGGCUACGGAAUCGGCAUAUAUGGUGCAAUGGCUCUAGCAGGAAGGUUCAUAUGCUCAAUGAGCGGAAUCGAUUCUAUGGGAGGUUUCCAUCCAUCAUUAGAUGCCAUACUACAAGGACUUGGAUAUGCUGCUCCUCCUAUCAUGGCCCUUCUGUUUAUACUAGAUGAUGAAGUUGUGAAGUUGUCACCCCAUGCUCGUGCAAUCAGAGAUGUGGAGGAUGAGGAGCUAUGGAACUUUUUCUAUGGAAUGUCAUCUUGGCAGUUUAUAAUGAUUGUUGCUGCAAGCUCAGUGGGAGAGGAGCUUUUUUACAGGGCUGCAGUUCAAGGCGCAUUAGCUGAUAUAUUUCUAAGGGGCACCGAUCUUGUAACUGAUGCUCGAGGGAUGGCAUCUGUGACUGGGGUACUUCCUCCUUUUGUUCCAUUUGCUCAGGCGUUUGCAGCUGUGGUUACGGCUUGCCUUACAGGUUCACUAUAUUAUGCAGCUGCUUCUCCUAAAGAUCCUACGUAUGUUGUUGCUCCAGUUUUGCAGUCUCGUUCUGGUCGCAAAGAUCUGAAGAAGCUCUUUGCAGCAUGGUAUCAGAAGAGGCAAAUGAAAAAGAUAUAUUCUCCCCUCCUGGAAGGACUUUUGGCACUUUACCUUGGUUUUGAAUGGAUCCAGACAAAUAACAUUCUUGCUCCCAUUAUCACCCAUGGCAUAUACUCUGCCGUUAUAUUGGGACAUGGCCUUUGGAAAAUACACGACCACCGCCGAAGACUACGCCAAAGAAUCCACAACCUUAAAUUAGAAGGAAAGAACUCAGAUAAGUUAUGAAGGAGCUGUGCAAUCAUGAGGAAUAAUCAUUGUGUGAGGGAAAUUAAUACAUUGUCGCAUAGCAGAAUUGUAGAUCAAGUUUGUUAGUUGAAUAUUAUGGCAGUGAUCUGUAAAUGUGCAAUAUAUAAAUGUACAUAUUUACAGCACAAAAAUACCAAUUAAUUAGUAGCAUACGAGUUUAAUUA
Molecule: messenger RNA, 1428 nt
Organism: Carya illinoinensis
Lineage: Eukaryota; Viridiplantae; Streptophyta; Magnoliopsida; Fagales; Juglandaceae
Exons: 9
Coding region: 131-1243 (370 amino acids)
Biological process (GO): CAAX-box protein processing
Cellular component (GO): membrane
Molecular function (GO): metalloendopeptidase activity
Source: RefSeq, a predicted model, not a curated record